Talpa occidentalis (Iberian mole) is the source of this 1773-nucleotide messenger RNA. Its product is annotated as lithostathine-like. Lineage: Eukaryota; Metazoa; Chordata; Mammalia; Eulipotyphla; Talpidae. The record is from RefSeq and is a predicted model, not a curated record. Bases 1210 to 1605 code for a protein of 131 amino acids. Gene Ontology annotation, molecular function: signaling receptor activity; oligosaccharide binding; peptidoglycan binding. Gene Ontology annotation, biological process: antimicrobial humoral immune response mediated by antimicrobial peptide; positive regulation of cell population proliferation; response to peptide hormone. The transcript is spliced from 6 exons.
UUCAGUGUUCAGGAGUUAGCGUUCAGCAUUUUAGCGUUUUCAAAUCUUCAGCAAUUCUGGGGUGAGAGAUUUCUGCCCCCGCUAUGCCAAUUUCCAGAAGGCUGGUGCAGGCCUCUGAAGAACGUGAAGAGGCUUCCAGCAGCCAGCCUGAAGAGAGGAAAUGUUCGGAGGUUUUGCAAGUAGCCGAGCAACUGAAACUACUCCCGGUUUUGCUGCUGUACAGCCCGGAAGGGAAGGCAAAGACCCGGAGCCGGGCCCCUUGCUGAGCUGAGCUGGCGGGUAGUUCGGCUGCUGCAGCUGCUGUUUUUCGUGUCGCUUGUCUGUGCUGCACUGGGGCAUCUCGGCAGCUCCGGUGCAGACUACAUCUCAAGGUUACAUGUAAUCUACUAGGCCACCUCUGCUGGAAGGUCACAUUGAAAAAUACUCUGAGAAAACGGUUUUCCUGUGGGCCCUACAGUGCUACAGCUGCAUAGGGUGGGGAGAAGCUGGAAAUGAUGAACGAGUUACCAGUGGAUGUGUCUGUCCUGAGCUGGGGUGGCUUUCUUCUCCUCACCUGCCCCAGCUUCCUGGCCCAGCUGCUGCUUCUGGCUCAGGGCCCACCCCAGCCACCCACAGAUAUCACUACGGGGAGGAGUCUGAGAAGCCCUCCUGGUUGGGGCCUCUUCAGCAGUCUUGCCUGCCUUUCUCCUGUGCACCUCCCUGGCAGGGGGUUGCCCCUCCCAAAGACUGAGGACUUCAUUCCAGAUUUCAGCAGCUCCUGAGAUUUUCCCACUUGUACCCUGAUCCUGCACUGAGUACCUUCCCUCCUCCAUGAGGCUUGGGAAAGACACCAGGCAGACCUGCUCUCCAGGCUCAGCUGCCCCCACCCCCCACAGUCCCACAGGCCUUCCAACUGUACCAGGCCAAGAAAGGCAACUCCUAAUACCUACUUGCAACAGCUACUUUGGUGUGUUUUCCCAUCUGUGAAAUGGAUAUGUAUAACCAUUAGCAGUAUGUUUUGGAGUGUCAAGAUGCAGACCACAGAGGCAGAGAACAAGUCAUACCAGAAACUACUUUUGUACAUUUUUGUACAAGAACCACUUUGGAAUUGAGUCUAUUAUCUCCAAUUGGUUUUCAUAAAGGGGAGACCACAUCAGUGCUACAUCAGUUGAAGCUGAAGACUUGCAGGAGAAAGAGCCCUCUUCACGGCACAACUGUCCUGCAGGCUCAAUGGGUUUUUCCUCUUACUGCUAUACCUUGCACAGGCAAGAAGUAACUUGGAUGGAAGCAGAAAUAUACUGUCAGACUCAACAUUUAGGACACCUCACGUCUGUGCUCAGUGGAACUGAGGCAUCCUUUGUGGCCACUAUGAUUAAGACCAGUGGGAUUAGAAAACCUUACAUCUGGAUUGGGCUUCAUGAUCCCACAGAGGGUCAGCAACCCAAUAGAGGUGGAUGGAGGUGGAUUAACAAUGAUGUGCUGCAUUACCAUGCCUGGGAGGCAAAUCCCCCCCCAUGUGCAUAUAAUGGCUAUUGUGCCACUGUCUCAGAAAACACAGGUUAUCAGCAAUGGAAAGAUUAUGCUUGUAAUCAGAAGUUACCCUUUGUUUGCCGGUUCAAGGCCUAGGUUGGUGCAAAGUCAAGUGACUGAGCCUGAUAUGCAGCUCUUGAUGGACAUGGAACCAUGUUUGAAGGCCUUCCCUGGAGGGAAUAUUCUCCUCACACUUAAACCUGACCUUGUCAUUCUGAACUUCCAUCCUUCCGGCUUCAAUUCAGGCUUUUUUUUUUUUCCACU